Molecule: messenger RNA, 5091 nt
Organism: Schistosoma rodhaini
Lineage: Eukaryota; Metazoa; Platyhelminthes; Trematoda; Strigeidida; Schistosomatidae
Source: the annotation of a GenBank genome assembly
GGACUGCAUCUGAAUUUGAGAGUUUGCGUUACAUGUACCUUCACUAUGUGCAGCCUAUUUAUGAAGAAAGUUCGAAGGAAUUACAGGAGUAAAGCUGGUGAUUCAGACGAGGAGCAAAGUCAAGAGUCUGAAAGCUUAUAUGAUGAAGCCGUUAAAGAAAUAACGUCUCAAAGCAAACCUGAUGUCCCGUCAAUAAAGAAGAAUAAGAGCGUUUUAAGUUUCGAGGAUGAUCUUGACCCAGAUGAUGGUGAUACAUUUAAAGUUAAAAAAUCUUCAAUGAGUCGUAAGAUUACUAAACAAACGAAAGAAAGUAGAAAGAAGAAAACCCAUGAAAAUGACGGCCUAAAGAUAGUCGGUGACUUUCAUAAGAAUUUAGUUUCAUAUGAUGAAAGCUCUCCUGAUCCCGAAGAGAAUCUUGAGAAUUUAAGAAAAGAAUUAUUGAAUUUAGCUGAAGAUGAAACAACUCCUGAAGUAGUUCCAUCUGUGAAAUCCGAACCCAGCAAUGUGAAUUCAAUGAUAAAGCAGGGUGUGAUCCCUGAUGCAGCAACAAUACAUUUGGCUCGUAAACAACGUGAGAAGGCUAAAAGUCUUAUUGAAUCAUCUGAUCAUUCACCUACCUAUUAUUCAUCUAAUAAAAAUGAUGGUAGACGUUUAGUGAGAGAAGAUGAUGACGAUGAUGAGUUGAAUGAUGAUGAAGAUGCCAGUGAUAUGACAACUGUCUCAUUUUCAAACUCUGCCAGUGAAAUAAGACCAGUUUUUAUUGUUAGUAAAGACCGUGAAACUUGUAGUAAACGCGCAGUUAUAGGUGCUCGCUUGAAUCGUCGUGAAGAAGAAUUGAAAUGCAUUCGGGAAGAUUUCAUGGCCGCUGAACAUGGUAGUGAUCGAGACAGUGAUCAAGAGAUUGAAUGGGAAAGACAACAACUUCAAAAGGCUAUUAUUAAUCAAAAUCCUGCUGUUUUAGAAGCUAUUCAACCGAUUCUUGGUACUGAAGAUUCUAAUAAUACUACAACACUUGCAGAUAGUACUAUACUUGGUGGAUUAAGCGUUACAGAUAUAACAUUGCCAAAAUUAAAAGAUAAUUUACAAGAGAAAUACGACAAGUUGAAUCAAUCACUAACCAUGCACAAGACAUCAUUAGAAGAGGCGAAACGUGAUUUAGAACGUGGCAAGAUAGUAAUUGCAGAUGCUCGUGAAAAACUUCCUAACUUAGCAAAACAAUUCAUGUUCUAUCAAGAAAUGAAAGAUUAUAUUGAUGAUUUAAUAUCCUGUUUCAAUGAAAAGAUGUCAAAAAUAGAAUAUCUGGAGAAACGUUCUAUCAUAAUAUUUCGUGAACGUUAUGACAAAUUAGUUGAACGUCGACGUAUGGAUAUGAAAGAUAUGGCUGAUACAGUAUCUCAGCCAACCAUAUCAUCUACAUGUGCAUCUAGAACACCUGAAGAAGUAAAACUUUUUGAAGCCAGACGUAAAAGAUGUGCUGAACGAGAAUCCCGACGAAUACGACGUCAACGUGCUAGAGAAUUACAAAAUCCUAAUGUCAUACAAGUUCACGUUGAUGGAACUAGUACAGAUGAUGAAGAACCACAGGCUGCAAUUGUUAAACGUUCAGCUGAUAUAGACGCUUUACUAGUUGAUGCAAAUGCUUUAUUUGAAGAUGUUAUUGAAGAAUUUUGUGAAUUACCAUUAAUCCUUGAAAGAUUUAUAGAAUGGCGUAAUAAAUAUCCUGAAUCAUAUCAACAAGCUUAUAUAUCAUUGUGUUUACCACAAUUAUUCAGUCCUAUAAUACGAAUUCAAUUGAUUGGUUGGAAUCCUUUAAAUAAUCAUGCUAAUCCAAUUGAAGAAAUGAAAUGGUUUCAAGAUUUGUUAGAUUUUUGUAAUCUUCCAUUAGUUGACAAUAAUAAAAAUGCAAAGUCAACUCCUUUAAAUAAUAAUAAAACCGAUAAAAGCAAUAAUAAUAAUAAUGAAAAUAAAAAUGGCAGUAAUCAUAAUGCUAACAAUUUCGAUAAAACUUCCGGUAAUCUUGAUGAUGAUCUUCGUAUAAUACCAAAGUCAAUUGAAAAGAUUGUUUUACAACGAAUAAAUGAUCUAGAAAUAUUUCCGCUGCCUAUGUCACUGGAAUAACUCCUCCGAAGUUUAUUAAAGUUGAAAUAUCUUGGCUUGGGAAUAUACAUAUAUAUCGCGAGCAUUAACAGUGCAUAAUUAAAUGUAUUGAUUCCGGUAUAAUGCUUCCUGUGAAUCUUUUAUCUUCCAUAGAACUAGUCUCCGCUUCAUGGGAUCCUUUAUCAGAGAAACAAUCUUUACAACUUGUCAAUUUAAUGCGUAAUUUAUGCUCAACUUAUCCAACAAUUUGUAUUGGUAGUCGUCCAACAGAAAAAUUAUUCACUUCCAUUGUUAAACGUAUUGAAAAUACAAUACAAGAAGAUAUUUUCAUACCACUCUAUUCAAAAACUCUAAUGCAACAUCGUCAAGGUCCGGCCUUCAUAUUCUUCGAGCGCCAAUUUAACAUGGGAUUAAAGGUGAUACGCCCUUUUUUAUCGUCUAAUUUUAUAAUCGUUAACUUUAUAUUAAAAUAUUUUCUGUUGGGUAGUUGUGUAGGAACGUUUAAAACAGUUAAUCAUCACUAUGAUAUGGUAUCAACGUUCCCAUCCAUUUAGAUAGUUACAUCAAGGUCUAAAUUUAGAUAUGUAGCCAUUGGAAAGGAAAGGAUUGAGCAUCCGUUUCUUCCUACAAUAAAAUACUUCAACAACCCAGAUCUUAUGUUUUACUGCCUAAUCUUUGUUCAGAAAUUUAUUGUGGAAAACCUUGGUUUCUACCAUGUUAGUCAUUUACCAUCAAAGCUUCAAUUUGUGCUCAACUAAUAGACGUCAGUGUUAUAACUUGUGGAUAUAACAGUCAGUACUGACGGUGUUAUAGGUCCAAAUCGUUUACAAAAGAGCACAUCAGUUCUCUUAAAGAGUAAAAGCAUACUUUACCGACGAGAGACAGCUAGAGCAAAAUAUUCUGGUUAGUGUGGUCAUAUUGCAGAUUGAUCAAUACUGAAUGACUAAACGAUAUGAUAUUGGUUGUUGGUAUUGGUGUAUUACAUAUUAUAUUGAAAUUAAUUACCCUUAUGCAUUACCAUCCUAUUGACUGAAUCAAGUGUGAACUUGUUUCUAAAUUUGAUUUCUUCAUAUUCUAUGUAGAAUAUCAAAUAACACUGACAACGGCCUGACGUUCUAAUAAACACAGCCAUCAUCUAAUUACAGCCUGACACAAAUGUACGCUGGUCCAAUUUGCCAUAACUGAUUAGCAUAACAAGAUGUAAAUACCAAAAAAAUCAUCAAAGUGAUAUAUUAGCAGUGAUAGAAAAGAAAGACUAAACGGUUGAAAUAUGAUUUAAAAAGUCAAUGGCAAUGUAUGUAUGAAAGAGUACCGGAAUUCAUGAUCAGGGGAAAAAUAAACAAUGAAUUCAUCUUGCACCGAUGCGAAUGAUUCUGAGUUACGUCACCCAACUAUCUUUGACCUCUGGUAGCGGUUAUCAUGCGAAUCCCAACUAGACAGUCCGCAAUUACAUGACUCAGUUCAAUAUUGAAUGAUUACAUGAAUUAAUACCACGUUUUAAUUUGACUUCCCUUAAAUUGCCGCUCACCAGCAUUCUCCAUCCAACUCUGUCCUGAGCCUUCCUUUCCAGUUCUUUCCAGUGGCUAUUCAUCCUUUUCAUAUCUGCUUCUAUUUCCCGACAUAAUGUGUUCUUUGGCCUUUCUUUUUUUCGAUUCCCUUCCGGAUUCCAAGUUAGGGAUUGCCUUGUAAUGCACAUUUGUGAUUUCCUCAAUGUAUGUCCUAUCCACUUCCAACAUCAUUUCCCUAAUUUCCUCUUUAGCUGGAAGUUGGUUAGUCCUCUCCCAUAAAAUGCUUUUGCUGAUAGUAUAGCAUAAGCGACCGCCCACUAGAACUUUAGUUAACGUUAGUUAGUUCACGUAUAUUAUAAUUCAUUUAAAGUAACAUUUUAUUUUUUUCGAAUAAAGUGUUACAUUCAUUCUGUUCAUUUUUAGCUUUUAAAAAAUAUUCUACUAUGGAUCAAUCUACUCAGUAUGGAUACAUUAAAACAUAUUAGUCUUACUUGUUUAAUUAAUCGUUAUCUGCUAGUUGGAUUAGCUUGUUUAUUAUCAGUUGUUACCCUGAAAUCAAAUGAAGAAAAAUCAAAUACACCAAUGAAUUCAUCAUUUCCUAUUGGAUUAUCAAUUGAUCAAUCUGGUUCAUUAGCAUUUCGUGAUGCUGUACAAAAACUAAAAAGUAUAGUUGAUUUAUUACCUCGUGAAUGGUUGAAAUCAUCCAUUACUUCAGUAAAACAAGAUGAUGAUCAUAAUAAUAAUAAGGAUGAUGAUGAUCAUGAUCAUGAUGAAUCUUCAAAACAAACAUCAUUAACUGUAGUUUCAGAUCCACUUAGUCAAAUUAAAAGAUUUUUAACACAAUUAUUAGAAAAUAUACCACCUACUCGUAUGUAUUCAGAUAUUAAUGUUGGUCAAGCAGAUAUUCAAAUCAUUGAACGGGAAUGUAUGGGAACGUUGUUACAACUACGAGAUUUAUUAAAGAAUUGAUCCUAUAUAUAUCUAUGAUGAAAUACCUACGUUACAUUCAAGUGUGUGUGUGUGUAUAUGUGUCUAUGUUUAUAUGCAUAUAUAUAUGUACAUAGUUUUGUUUUAAUAAUAUCAUCAUCAAUGAGUACAUUCAUUUUGUAUCUAAGUGAAAAACAUGUUCAUUCUCCAGAAUUUUUUUUUGGAAAAAAAUACAUGUAAACUUGUAUAAAAAGAAAGAAGUACUGAAGAUUCCCUUUCAAUGGGUGUUUUUUCUUCUUUUUCUAAAUAUAUUUAUAUAUACUUUGAGUUGUGUAUAAUGUUGCUGUUAUCCCCCUGAUGUACUACUACUACUACUACUACUACGACUACGACUACGACUUCUACUACUACUACUACUACUACUACUACUACUACUACUACUACUAACACCAAUAUCUAACAUGUUCGAAUUAUUUUUUAUUUUUUCCAGACUUGUUAUGACUUUUAUUCAAUUUUAUGAUAUCACUUUUUUAUUAUGAUUAAAUUACAUAUGUGAAUG